UCUAAAAGUUUAAAACGUAAAAGUUUAAAAGAAAUAUGAGGUUUGUUCCCUUGAAAACUUACUAGAGCAGUUGGUGGAUGCAAGGAUUGACACACAAUGCCAAUUGAUUAGUCCAUUGAUUUGUCUAGUGUUAAUGCUGCUCGUUUCAACAGCUACUAUGAAGAGAACCUUUUCAACAAUGAAAUAUGUGAGAACUGGUUUGCUCAAUAAAAUGAGCGAUGAAUUUCUUGCCGAUUGCUCAAGUAUUUUAUUUGAAAUAAUGUAUACUAUUGGUAUGGAUGUAGGCUCCAUUAUUGAUGCAUCACUAAAUUAAAAUACCGUCGUGUACAAUUUACAUUGGAAAAAAACUAUAAUCAUUAUGUUUUUUUACUAUUCAAUUUUCUAAUAAAACUCGGCCCAGUGCUCUUCUAUGUUCUGGAUCCGCCGCUGGUCUUAAUGGUGUCGUAAUGGAAGUGGAGAAAGAAGGAAAGGAAAAGGGAAAGAGAGAAGGAUUAAAAUAUUAAAAUAUUUUUAAUGAAUGUGUUAGUAUGAUACUAAGGGUGUUAGCACCCUAUCCACUCUCGUCGAACCGGCGGUUAAGGCCUCCAUUCGAACUGAAAUAUGGCUGGUUGACUCGGACUGCUGCUGUCUUACUGCUGGAAUCCAUGACUUCUUCAUAAAUAAAUAAAUAAAAGGAAAAGAAAGCCAGAUUACCGCUCGCGUGUCGCGUUUGACAAUCAACCACGGUUGGAAAACUAAAAAUAAAAUUCACCCGACCGGCCCCACAUCUUCUCUUUCUUUCAAUAGUACUCAGCUUAGCUUGCUUCAUCACUAUUUGUAUUCACUGCCCGCCUCCGUAGUCCUCCUCCUUCCUUCCCCCACACAAAAUCCGCGCAUUCUUCCGUUCCGCCUCCACCCUUUCUCUCUCGUCUCUGCCUAGCCGACCCGACCUUUCUCCACAGCUUCCAUUUCUUUUUUUUUCUUCUUUUCCCCGUUUACUCUCUGCACUCACUCCAUCACUCUCUUAGCUGUGAUUUUAAUCGUCCCUUCUCUCUCUCUCUCUCUCUGACUUCCCCUGGUUCCCGCGCCUUUAAUUUGUCGGCAGGACUCUACCGGCACCAUUCCCGCAUUCGUCUCUUCCCUCUCUCACUCCCCCCAGCUCCCUUCCCUUCCGCAUGUUACGCCGCUCUACCUCGCUCUUUCAGGUGAUCAACGCAACUUCAUGCAUUACCUGAUUCGCUUCACCGGAGCCGAAUUCCGCCUCGCCACCGGAGCUUGCUUUUCCCUUCCCCUGUUUGUUUGUUUGUUCGUUCUUGCUGUGUCUUUUUCUUGCGUUCUUACUGUUUUUUUUUUUUUUUUGUUUCUAUUGCGGCAGAUGCGGCGCGCGUGAGAAGCAAAACUUGCGGGCCAUGGAGAGUCAAAGUAAAGGCUGGUUGUGGCGGAAGAAAUCCGGCGAGAAACCGAGCGCCGCUGCUGCUGAAAAGUCGGGCCUCCCUCUCAGACCUGACGACGAUGAGAUACAGAACCUUUUGACGGAAAAGGAGGAGUUGGAGUACAACAUCAGAAUUUUGAACGAGAAGCUCGAUUCCGCUCUCUUGGACUCCAAUGCUAAACAUAGUCUUGCCACAAAUCAUGCCAAAACAGCAAAAGAAGCCAUGGAAGGCCGGGAGAGGGCAGAAGCAAGAGGAAAGUCUCUGAAGCAAGAACUGGACGAGGCUUUACAGGAGAGAGCUGCGGGGGAGGAGAGAUCAACGCAGCUGGAUGCCGCUCUAAAGGAGUGUAUGCAACAGCUCCGCUUUGUGAGAGAAGAGCAGGAGAGGAGGAUUCACGAUGCAGUGACCAAAGCUUCCAUGGAGUUUGACGAGUCUCGAAUGAUCCUCGAAGAAAAACUGGCCGAGACGGGCAAAAGGCUUGCUAAGCUCGGGGUUGAGAAUACUCAGCUCAGCAAAGCUCUAUUGGCGAAGGAGAAGACGAUCGAAGAGCUGAGUAAGCAGAAGGCUCAGCUGGAAUCCGACUUGAAAGAUCUAAGCGUCAGCUUGGAGUUCACGGAGAAGGACAACGGUUCUCUCAAGUAUGAGGUUAGGGUUUUGGAGAAGGAGCUGGAGAUUCGGAAUGAGGAGAGGGAAUUCAGCAGAAGGACGGCUGAUGCGUCGCACAAGCAACAUCUGGAGAGCGUGAAGAAGAUUGCAAAGUUGGAAUCGGAAUGCCAGAGGCUGCGCCUCCUUGUCCGGAAGAGACUGCCAGGCCCGGCUUCCAUGGCGAAAAUGAGGAGUGAGGCGGAAAUCCUGGGGAGGGAUUCAGUUGAAUCGAGGAGGAGAAGGUCAGUUACUGGUUCUGGUUUGAUAAUGGAUGAUUACGCUGAUGAAAAGUCGGCCACCAAAGCCAUUAACAAUUUGACUGAGCAGUUGAGUGCUGUGGAAGAACAGAACAAGGCUCUCGUUGAAGCACUCGGUAAAAAGGAGAGCGAGCUUCAAUCUUCUAGAGCUAUGUUUGCUCGUGCAGCUUCCAGAUUAUCACCACCGGUCGACUCGCGCAUUUAUGAAUCGCCCAAGUGGCGAACAUCCUUGGAGCUCUCAAAGCUGGGUCUUGUGCCCCAUGAUAUCUCACUAAGCUCGGUGUCUGAAGCUGGUAGUGAUGAUAAGGUUAGCUCUGCUGAAUCUUGGCCUUGUGCCUUGACUUCAGAACCGGAACACUCCAAGCAUGGUAAAAAGAAUGGCUCAUUGUCCAGAAAAAGUAUUGGUGCUCCGGACAUGGAUCUGAUGGAUGAUUUUGCUGAAAUGGAAAGACUUGCAAUCGUCUCAGUGGAUAAGCAGCAGCCUGGAAGUCCUCAACUUUCUUCUAGCAAUAGCAGUGCAGUGAUUAGCCCCUUCAAACCCGAUCUUAUCGAAAGGGUAACUGGAAUGGAGAUUGUUCCAGUAUUGGAUUCUGGUUUAAGGCAAUCCAGUGAUACUCCAAGUGCGAAAGCUCCUGAUUGGCUUCAGGAAAUUCUUAAACUGGUGCGGGAGCAAAACCGAGUCACAAAGAGAAAGCCUGAUGAAAUUCUGGAGGACAUAAGAGUAGCUUUGGCAAAUGUAGAGACUAUAAGUCCCACUAAAGAUGCUGAUGGUACUCCAGUGAACUCUUCCACUCCCAUUAGUGGAUAUCUCUUAUGGAAAUCCAAAGAUAAAACUGAUACCACUGACUUUAAUGGUGCAGCAAAUGACAUUGAUGUCCCUCAUUCUGAACUGGGAAAGUCUGUGUCAAAGAUAUUAGAGCUGGUAGAAGGUAUUGCUAGACAGAAUCCAGGCUACACCGAUAACUCCGAGUCCGUGUCAAGCAAGGAUUCUAGUUCUUUUCCUUAUAAGACUACAGAUAUGACAAUGGGUUACACGGUCCGUGUUUUCCAGUGGAAAACCUCUGAGCUGAGUGCUGUAUUGCAGCAAUUUAUUCAUGUAUGCUAUGAUCUGUUGAGCGACAAAUGUAACAUGACCAAGUUUGCUCAGGAACUCAUGUCUGCUCUUGACUGGAUCAUAAACCAUUGCUUCUCACUUCAAGAUGUGUCAAGCAUGAAGGAAGCAAUAAAAAAGCAUUUUGAUUGGGAUUCGAAAAGCGAAUGUGAUCACAGAGAGGUUGGCAUUAUCGGCAAUGAGAAGGAUGAAGGCAAGAAGUUCAACUCAGGCUUGGCUGAUAUGAUAACUGCCAAGGAUGCCUUGGAAGAAAGACUGAAGUCAGCGACUGAGAAGAGUGAAUCUUUGAAGCUUCAAGUUCAGGAAUCAGAGAAAACCAGUGCAAGCUUGCAAUCGGAGCUUGAUAAUGUAGGAGGAUCGAGGGGAUCUAUUGAGAAUCAAAUUGAGGCUCAUAGGGUGAUGAAAGAAGAUCUUGAUACUCAACUAGUGAUGGCCAAGGCAGAACUAAGUGAGGCUCGCCGAAAGCUUUCUUCCUUGGAAGUGGAACUGGAUAACAGAAAUAGCUGCUGCGAGGAUUUGGAGGCCACUUGUGUUGACUUGCAACUCCAACUUGAAAGUGUGACAGAGAACACGACCCCUAAAAGUGAAGUCCAUCCUGAAGAUCAGCUUCGAACUAAUUGGGAGAUAGCAGCAGCUUCAGAAAAGUUGGCAGAGUGCCAAGAGACCAUCCUGAACCUGGGGAAGCAGCUGAAGGCAUUAGCUUCACCAAACGACGCUGCUAUAAUCGACAAGGUCGUCUCUAAGCCAGACGAAGUAAAUACAACCCCCAACACUGCCACUGGCGCCACACCCAGGGCAACGUUGACGAAUCAGAGGUCGUCGCUCUUAGACCGGAUGCUAGCAGAGGACAGUGUUAAAGCCACAGCUACCGCAGCAUCCGAACCCUUAGAAAAGACCCUCAAUUUGAACAAAAGCAAACACCACAACGACAAUGAUGGUGUUACCGUUAACAGCCUGGCCAUUGUGCCUGGCCGGAAACAUGGAAUCGGAGGGCUGUGGAGGAAGUUGCUAAGGAAGAAGAAAAAAUCCGCCGCUGGCCAGAAACCACCCAUUGCAUUCCCCAAGUGAUUUCUCUACCCCUUGCAGAGAUGGAGUUGCCUUUAUUUUCUUCUUUGGCUUGUUUGGCCUGAGCUUUGUGCAUUGCUUCUGUAGAUAUACGAACAUUGA
Linum trigynum is the source of this 4592-nucleotide messenger RNA. Lineage: Eukaryota; Viridiplantae; Streptophyta; Magnoliopsida; Malpighiales; Linaceae. The record is from the annotation of a GenBank genome assembly.